Molecule: messenger RNA, 3987 nt
Organism: Penicillium daleae
Lineage: Eukaryota; Fungi; Ascomycota; Eurotiomycetes; Eurotiales; Aspergillaceae
Product: Elongator subunit IKI3
Exons: 7
Coding region: 1-3987 (1328 amino acids)
Biological process (GO): tRNA wobble base 5-methoxycarbonylmethyl-2-thiouridinylation
Cellular component (GO): cytosol; elongator holoenzyme complex
Molecular function (GO): tRNA binding; protein binding
Source: RefSeq, a predicted model, not a curated record
AUGCGCAACCUCAAGAGCGUGCGUCUCCAGGAGACACAGAUCGAGGGCGACCUUCCCUUAACUGCGACUGCCUGGGAUACCUCAUCUGACUCGAUUGUGUGUACUUUUGGUCCGGCAGAGCACAACCCCGUCAUCGAGUUGCGGAGGAAGCGCCCUGAAGUCACUGCUGCGGAGCCUCUGAGCCGCGAUGCGCUCGAAUGUAUCGCAUCCUGGGACGCCCCAAGCCCUUUGCCUGAUCUUGCAUGCGAUCGAGUGCUGUCUCUGCACUACUUCGCGGACAACCUGACCGCAUGCUUGGUUUUGGAGGGCGGUGAUAUUAUUAUCGUCCGUGAGGAGCCCCUCCCUGGAGAGGAUAAGAUCGAGAUUCUUGGCUCCGUCGAUGUUGGAAUCACGGCUGCUGCGUGGUCGCCAGACGAAGAGCUCCUGGCUAUCACUACUAGGGCUCGGACGUUCCUGUAUAUGACCCGCGAGUUCGAAAAUGUGGCUGAGAUCACAUUCUCUCCGGCGGAUCUCCAAGCCUCUCAGCAUGUCUCUGUGGGAUGGGGCAAGAGGGAAACCCAGUUCCAGGGCAAGAGAGCCAAAGCUAUGCGAGACCCGACUGUGCCCGAGAAAGUUGAUGAAGGCAAGCUGAGCGGUCAUGACGAUGCCAGUACGACUAUCAGUUGGAGAGGUGAUGGUGCCUAUGUUGCGGUCAACACCGUCGAUGACGAUCUUCGCCGUGUCAUCCGAGUGUAUUCGCGCGAAGGUACUCUCGACAGCGUGAGCGAACCUGUGGAUGGACUCGAAGGGGCCCUGAGCUGGCGCCCCUACGGCAAUCUCAUUGCUGGAAUUCAGCGACUGGAUGACCGCAUCGAUGUUGUCUUCUUUGAAAGGAAUGGCUUGCGCCACGGGCAGUUCACGCUUCGCCUAACCGAGGAGGAACGCCAAUCUUGGGCAUCACAGAUCAAGCUGUCGUGGAACAUCGAUUCUACUGUACUUGCUGUGCGAUUUAAGGAUCGAGUCCAGCUUUGGACGACAGGCAAUUAUCACUACUACUUGAAGCAGGAAGUACCCAUAGUUGUUGAUCCUGCACGCACUCUCCCAUUCUCGUUUGAGUGGCACCAUGAAAAGGCAUUGCGUGUGGUUGCUGGGUCCUCCAACUCUGUCCUUGACCUCGACUAUGUUUUCGACAUCCACCAUGGCUCGACUGCGAUCCCGGAUGAUGUCGGUGCUGUUGCGGUUAUUGAUGGAAAGAACCUGAAGCUGACUCCACUUCGCUUGGCCGGCGUGCCGCCUCCAAUGGCACACAACGAACUGAAGCUGGACUCAAAUGUCAUCGAUGUUGCAUUCAGCAAAUCGGGCACCCGAAUGGCAGUCCUGAUGGACAAGAGCUUCUCCGUGUUCUUGUGGUCUUUGAAGAGUCGUCCAGUGCCAGUACCGAUUCUCGAGUCGAGCUAUCCUCUUCCAGAUGCACCCACAGGCCGGCCUAGACAGAUUGCAUUCCUGAAUGAAACAGAGGUCUAUCUUCUCAAGGCCAGCACUCCUGGGAUCAGUCAUAUUGAGCGCACGACACUGGAAACUCGAGAGACUCAAGUCGUCUAUCAAGCGCAGGAGUUCGAGGAACUCUACUCUAUCUUUGCUGGGGUAGGCCAUUCUGCUCUUUGGUUCUCACAUGUUCAGCAACCUGGCCUCCCUGCCAGCUACUCCACUAUUGAUUUUGUGGCUGGAAAUGAUGUGCAAGCUACCAUUUGGAGCGAAAGCCCUACUUUUGAAACUCACUGGGCCCGUGCUGUCUCGAUCUCCGAUGACGAGCGCGUUCUGAUUACUCUGACACGGACUGGUGCUCUGUACGCCAACAAGCGAGUCCUUGCUAAGAACUGCACAUCUUUCUUGGUAACUCCAUCCCACCUGUUGUUCACCACAUCCCAACACUUGUUGAAAUUCGUGCAUUUGAAUCGCGUGGACGACAUGGAGGUUCCAGAGGAUACCCCCGAAACCGACGAGAGAUGCAGAAGUAUCGAGCGCGGUUCAAAGCUGGUGUCUGUUAUACCAUCUAUUUUUGCCGUUGUCCUACAGGCACCUCGUGGCAAUAUCGAAACAAUUUUCCCGCGUGCGUUGGUGUUGGCUGGUAUUCGCACAUUCAUCGACCGGAAGAACUACCGGGCUGCUUUCCUCGCGUGUCGCAGCCAAAUGGUGGACAUGAACAUUCUUCACGACUACGCUCCCCAACAAUUCAUGGAAAGCGUUCAGUUGUUCAUCGAGCAAGUCAAGAAGAUUGAGUUCAUCGAUGACUUCCUUUCUCGUCUGAAGGAAGAGGACGUUUCGCAAACACUGUAUAAAGAUACCCUCAAAAUUUCCAAGAACGAAUCUGCCGUUACUGCUCAGCCGGACGCUCCUGUUGUGCCCUCUCAGCCUCGGCUCGCUGGUAAAACCAGCAAGGUCAACGCAAUCUGUGAUGCAUUCUUGGCAGUUCUUCAGACCCGCCUGGACACGAACUUGCAAAAUCUUGUCACUGCACAUGUUUGCAAGGAACCGCCUGACCUUGAAGCUGGCUUAAAGCUUGUCGCCAACCUCCGAACACAAAACUCUGAGCAAGCGCAAGAUGCAAUUGAGCAUAUGUGCUUUUUGACUGACGCUAACCGGCUGUACUCGCAUGCUCUCGGGCUAUACGACCUUGAGCUCACUCUUUUGGUGGCUCAGCAAGCGCAGAUGGACCCCAGAGAGUAUCUCCCAUUCCUCCGAAAGUUGCAAAAGUUGCCAGAUACCCGACGCCAAUUCGAGAUUGACAACCAUCUCGCUCGAUUUGACAAGGCUCUAAAACACCUCUUCACUCUGGGUGCCCACGAGGAAAUUCGGGCCUACGUCACCCGGCAUUCUUUGUAUAAAGAGGCACUCGAAAUCUACAAGUAUCAGCCUGAGCAGCUCAGGGAGAUCACGCAGAUUUACGCAGACUACCUCCAGAAUGACUCGAAGCACAAGGAUGCUGCUAUUGCCUAUGAAUCUCUCGGGAUCUAUGAGGAAGCAUACAAAUGCUACAAUCUUGCUCACAUGUGGCGCGAAUCCCUGUAUUGCGCCAUGAUGGCGUCUUUGCCCGCGGAAGAACUCACGGCCUUUAUCAACGAGCUUGCUACAACCCUGGUCGACGAGACUCGAGAUUACGUAUCGGCCGCAACCAUCUAUGCAGAGCAUCUGCAUGAUAUCGUCACGGCAGCCCAGCUUCUCUGCCGGGGCUCCAAGUUUGCCGAUGCUGCGCGCCUACUGACUCUUAACGGCAAAAAGGACUUGGUGGAAGAGAUCGUUGACUCCGGCCUCUCUGAGGCCAUGGGCUCCAUGACCGACCUCUUGGCCGACUGCAAGUCCCAGUUGAAUGCACAGGUUCCUCGAGUUCGUGAACUCCGGCAGCUUCGCGCCGCCGACCCUCUCGCCUUCUUCGGUGGUGAUCCCACGGGCGGCGAGGGCGGAGUUGAUAUCCCCGAUAAUGUGUCACUUGCACCGACCGAAGCGACGACUUUGGCCGGUCGCACCAUGUUCACCCGGUACACUGGCAAGACAUCUUCAUCCCGCGUGACGUCGCGCACGCGUCGACGCGAGGAGCGCAAGCGCGCAAAGGGCAAGAAGGGCACGGUUUAUGAGGAAGAGUAUCUCGUCAACAGCAUCCGACGACUGAUCGAGCGCGUGAACUCGACCGUGGCCGAGGCCGAGGCCCUGGUAGACGCCCUUCUGCGUCGGGGUAUGCGCGAGCGUGCCACUGCAGUUGAGAAGGCGCUGGCAGAUGUGGUGACGAUGUGUGCGGACUGCCGUGAUGAUGUAUUUGAGAUCGGCCAGACCGCAGCACCUAACAGUGAAGAGAAUGAGGAUGGGACUGGCUAUGACGCGCCCAGCUUGCCGCGGCCGACUGGAGGCUCGGCAGUCCUUGCGGAGAGCAUUGGAAUUACCCUCGGCGGGGCUGGACGUUUGAAGGAGCCGCCCGUUGUAAAGGCGAUGAACAAGUCCUCCCUGCUGGUGUAG